This is a messenger RNA of Hypanus sabinus (Atlantic stingray), 3493 nucleotides long. RefSeq lists its product as uncharacterized. The record is from RefSeq and is a predicted model, not a curated record. The transcript has 2 exons. Bases 22 to 1179 code for a protein of 385 amino acids. Lineage: Eukaryota; Metazoa; Chordata; Chondrichthyes; Myliobatiformes; Dasyatidae.
UAUGGUCAUUGUUGGAGGUCAAUGUGGUGGAGUAUGGUCAUUGUUGGAGGGCAGUGUCGCGGAGUAUGGUCAUUGUUGGAGGUCAAUGUGGUGGAGUAUGGUCAUUUUUGGAGGUCAGUGUGGUGGAGUAUGGUCAUUGUUAGAGGUCAGUGUGGUGGAGUAUGGUCAUUGUUAGAGGUCAGUGUGGUGGAGUAUGGUCAUUGUUGGAGGUCAGUGUGGCGGAGCAUCGUCAUUGUUGGAAGUCAGUGUGGUGGAGCAUCGUCAUUGUUGGAGGGCAGUGUGGCGGAGUAUGGUCAUUGUUGGAGGGCAGUGUGGCGGAGUAUGGUCAUUGUUGGAGGGCAGUGUGGCGGAGUAUGGUCAUUGUUGGAGGUCAAUGUGGUGGAGUAUGGUCAUUGUUGGAGGUCAGUGUGGUGGAGCAUCGUCACUGUUGGAAGUCAGUGUGGUGGAGCAUCGUCAUUGUUGGAGGUCAGUGUGGUGGAACAUCGUCAUUGUUGGAGAGUGUGGUGGAGUAUGGUCAUUGUUGGAGGUCAUUGUGGUGGAACAUCGUCAUUGUUGGAGGUCAGUGUGGUGGAGUAUGGUCAUUGUUGGAGGUCAUUGUGGUGGAGUAUGGUCAUUGUUGGAGGUCAUUGUGGUGGAGUAUGGUCAUUGUUGGAGGUCAUUGUGGUGGAACAUCGUCAUUGUUGGAGGUCAUUGUGGUGGAGCAUCGUCAUUGUUGGAGGUCAUUGUGGUGGAGCAUCGUCAUUGUUGGAGGUCAUUGUGGUGGAACAUCGUCAUUGUUGGAGGUCAUUGUGGUGGAGUAUGGUCAUUGUUGGAGGUCAUUGUGGUGGAGCAUCGUCAUUGUUGGAGGUCAGUGUGGCGGAGUAUGGUCAUUGUUGGAGGUCAUUGUGGUGGAACAUCGUCAUUGUUGGAGGUCAGUGUGGUGGAGUAUGGUCAUUGUUGGAGGUCAGUGUGGUGGAGUAUGGUCAUUGUUGGAGGUCAGUGUGGUGGAACAUCGUCAUUGUUGGAGGUCAGUGUGGUGGAGUAUGGUCAUUGUUGGAGGUCAUUGUGGUGGAACAUCGUCAUUGUUGGAGGUCAGUGUGGUGGAACAUCGUCAUUGUUGGAGGUCAGUGUGGUGGAGUAUGGUCAUUGUUGGAGGUCAUUGUGGUGGAACAUCGUCAUUGUUGGAGGUCAGUGUGGUGAAACAUCGUCAUUGUUGGAGGUCAGUGUGGCGGAACAUCGUCAUUGUUGGAGGUCAGUGUGGUGGAGUAUGGUCAUUGUUGGAGGUCAUUGUGGUGGAGCAUCGUCAUUGUUGGAGGUCAGUGUGGUGGAGUAUGGUCAUUGUUGGAGGUCAGUGUGGUGGAACAUCGUCAUUGUUGGAGGUCAGUGUGGUGGAGCAUCGUCAUUGUUGGAGGUCAGUGUGGUGGAGUAUGGUCAUUGUUGGAGGUCAUUGUGGUGGAGUAUGGUCAUUGUUGGAGGUCAUUGUGGUGGAACAUCGUCAUUGUUGGAGGUCAGUGUGGUGGAACAUCGUCAUUGUUGGAGGUCAGUGUGGCGAAACAUCGUUAUUGUUGGAGGUCAGUGUGGCGAAACAUCGUCAUUGUUGGAGGUCAGUGUGGCGAAACAUCGUCAUUGUUGGAGGUCAGUGUGGUGGAACAUCGUCAUUGUUGGAGGUCAGUGUGGCGGAACAUUGUCAUUAUUGGAGGGUAGGUUGGCAGGCAUCAUUCCUUCUAUAGUUUUUUUUUACAGCUGUGCAGACCAACAAUUGGUCUGACAGGAAAUUUUUUACACAGCCUGAAAACUGCUGUACUUUAAUAACUAAUUACUGUAUAUCAGAGAAAAUUUUAGCUGCAAGGCAACCAGCACUAUCUAUGUGGAAACACUUCAGUUACUGUGAGACUGCACUCACUCAUCUUUGUGGUAACAGUGGUUGGAGGGCAGUGUAGUGGAGUGUCUUCAUUUUUGGAGGGUGGUGUGCUAAAGAGCAAUGCACACAAUGUGCUAGGGGAGCUCAGCAGGUCAGGCAGCAUCUAUGGAAGGAAAGAUUGUGAUGAAGGCUCUUGGCCCAAAAGGUUGACUGUUUAUUCCCAUCCAUAGAUGCUCCCUAGCCUGCUGAGGUCCUCCAGCACAUUGUGUGUAUUGCUUUAGAUUACCUGCACCUGCUUGUGUCUGUGAGUUCUAAAGGGUGUUCGUUGUUGGAGGACAGUGUGGUACAGGGUCUUUAUUUUGCAGAUGUUAAGCAUAUGAAGCAUCAGUGACCAGGAGAAUGCUGAUUCAGGACUUGGUCAACAUGCAUAAGCAAGCACAAGCUUUGUUGGCUUACUCCAGCCUUACUACUGAGUGACUUUAAUCCUGAAGUGUUGUCACCUUAGGUGAACAGUUUUCUAUUAAUUCUGAAAAUUAUGUACACUCCUGCAAGUAUUUUGUUGGAAUUGAGAUAUCAGAGCCAGAAUCAGGUUUAUUAUCACUGACACAUGAAAGAAUUGUUGAGGCACUGAUGCAACUUUGGUUGACACAGGUCUUCACUGAGAUUUGUGAAGAUGUGUUCACUGAGUUCUGUGGAAAUCGGUUAGUUAGCAUCAUAUUUUGCUUGACUUCAUGGAACAAUUAUGAAAAGGAAAUGAAUUUUCUUGACGGCUACAUCUGAGGAGUGUGUUCUAUACUUACUGUGGGGUGGUUGAGAAAGUUAUUGAAUAUGAGAGUGCUCAUAUAAUAUGAUGAAUUGUGUCUUCAUUUUACUUGGAGUUGUUGCAAGCUGAAGACUAGUCCAUCAUUCUUCUGGAAUCCACGGUGCAUUCCAGGAAGCAGCUGGUAAAUAAAAUCCCUGGUAUUAACGUUUCCUGUGGCAAAGAGCAGGGAGAUCUCCCUGAAGUUAGUACAUUUGGACAUCUUCUUUUUAUGACUUUGUUCAAUGAUACUGCAUGCUGUUUUGUUGCAAGGCAAAAUUGAUGUGGGUCUAGUAUUUAACUGUUAAAAGUGGGAUCUAAAUUCAUCUUUCCAAUUGUACUGGUUUAACACAAAUUGUAUACUAUUAGCUUAAAGGACAAUGAAAAGGAUUGGAGUGAAGGAGAAUGAGAAGUGACGUGAUAGAGGUGUACAAGAUGAUAAGAGGCAUAGGUAGAGUGCAUAGCCAGAGAUAUUUUCUCAGGGUGGAAAUGACUAAUAUGAAGGAGCAUAAUUUUAAUGUUAUUGGAGAAAAGUGUAGGGGGGGACGUCAGAGGUAGAUUUUUUUCCACACAGAGAGGUGGGUGUGUAGAGCCCCUUGCCAGGGGUGAUGAUAGAGGCAGAUCAAUUAGGGAUAUUUAAGAAACAAUUACCAGUUAGAUAGGUGUGUAGUUGAAAGAAAAGUAGUGGGUUCCAUGGGUGGGAAGUGUUAAAUUGUUCAUAGAGUAGGUUAGUAAGCUGGCAGUACUGUGCAGUACAGUACUAUGUUCCAAUGCGGUUCUGUAAUUGUACAAGAAAUGCAUAAAUGAUAGUUAAACCCUAAUAUUACAUCACAGAGUUUUUCAACCACGGAGUA